AUGGACGGGCUGAUUUUGGAAGGCAAGGACGACGGCAAGAGCAACAAGGUGCACAUCCGUAUGCAGCAGCGCAACGGUCGAAAGAGUUGGACCACGGUCGCCGGCUUCCCCGAGUCGGUGCGACUCCCGAAGUCCGGGAAGGUGCUGCAGGUGGAUUUCGAGAAGAUCUUGCGAGCGCUGAAGAAGACCUUCAAGACCAAUGGAGUGCAUCACAGGGACCCUGAUCAUGGCAGCGUGCUGCAGCUGCAGGGAGAUAUCCGCAAAGACGUAGCAGAUUGGCUGGUAGAGGUCACAGCAAUCAUCACCAAGGAUCAGAUCAUGAUCCACGGAUCCUAG
Molecule: messenger RNA, 336 nt
Organism: Durusdinium trenchii
Lineage: Eukaryota; Dinophyceae; Suessiales; Symbiodiniaceae
Source: the annotation of a GenBank genome assembly